Molecule: messenger RNA, 519 nt
Organism: Yamadazyma tenuis ATCC 10573
Lineage: Eukaryota; Fungi; Ascomycota; Pichiomycetes; Serinales; Debaryomycetaceae
Cellular component (GO): membrane
Source: RefSeq, a predicted model, not a curated record
UAUUCUACAAGUUUAAACAUGUGCGGUUGCUUAUCUGAUCUUUGCCUUAUCAUUAUCUCGGUAUUGUUCCCACCUUUGCCCGUAUGGAUAAGAAGAGGGGUGUGUUCUGCCGACUCCUUCAUCAACAUCUUAUUGUGUAUUUUAGGAUACUUUCCAGGAUUGAUCCAUUCAUGGUACAUUAUUGCCAAAUACCCUCCUUACACGGUUCAUACCCAGUCUAAGAUUUACUACAUUCAUAAUGGCGACUUGGAACAGGGCCACGGUGCUGGCUCCGAGGGUCACCAUCACCAUCACCAUCACCAGCACAACACCGUCAUUAACCAGGAACCUUCCAGCUCAUCUCAGCCCAACUAUGGGGCAGUAAGUGAUGAGGUGAUUGCCAGCCCACCUCCAUACACCGAGCUUCCUAAGAGCACGUAGAGGUAAGAUCAUUAGAGAUAUCUUUUGUAUGUGAAUAUUAUAUAGAGUGAAUGAUUAAUGGAUAAUACGAUAGCCGAAGUGCAAAACGGAGAAUAUCAC